AUGUCCGAAUCUUCUACAAUAGAUCCAUACAAGACGCUGGGAAUCACUAAAAAUGCGACGAUUGCUGAAGUAAAAAGCGCGUAUAGGAAACUGGUGCUUCAGUGUCACCCAGAUAAGAUCAAGGACGAAGAACUACGGAAAGACUCCUUGCCCAGGUUUCAAAAAGUGCAAUCCUCUUACGAGUUACUAAUGAAUGAGGAAAGCCGGGCGGAAUACGAUAAUAAAGCGCGGCACGCCGACCAGGGAAGGAAAUUCCAAACAAAGACACGGAAAGAUGAUGCUGGCUCAACUACAUACCAACCUUCGGCAUUCGCAAAAUCAUACGAAUAUCGAGACGGGGCUUUAUACGAAGAGCGUGCACCUAAAAGCAGCAGUCGAUUCUUUGAGAGCGAUGUGCCUUUUUCUGAAGAACCCCGACCUUCGUCGAGGAAAUACGACGGAUACAGGAAGAAGCAAUAUACAGAGGAAAAGGAAAAGAAGAAGAGCAGACAAUCAAACCCGCCAGUCCCGAGUCGUUCAAGCAAGGACCAUACACGUGACGCUCGGGAGUCUGUGAAAUCAAAUCGCUCGGAUCGUGCAAAAAACAGAGACAAGGAGCGAAAGAGAGAUCGAGUUCAUUCAGAGAAACACCCGAAAGCUUUUGUGGUCAGUGAACCGGAAACUGAAACUGAUUCAGAUAUUCAAUAUUAUACCAACGAGACUCCGGAUACGCAGCAUUAUACUGCUACAAGUUCAGAUAGGCAACAGUAUACUGCUACAACUUCGGAUAGGCAACAGUAUACUGCUACGGCUCCGGAUAGGCAACAGUAUACUGCUACGGCUCCGGAUAGGCAACAGUAUACUGCUACGGCUCCGGAUAGGCAACAGUAUACUGCUACGACUCCGGAUAGGCAACAGUAUACUGCUACAAGUUCAGAUAGGCAACAGUAUAAUGCUACAACUCCGGAUAGGCAACAGUAUGCUGCUACGACUCCCGAUACGCAGCAACAUUCCUCCACAGACCCAGAGUACCAACAGUAUACUACCAUGCCCCAGCCGCAGCCGCAGCAGUAUGAAGAACAUCGAAGGAGAUCCAAGCCGGAUUCCAAGGAAUCGUCAACGAGACAUUUUAAGGACGAUGAGGAGGAUUAUACGGAGGAUUAUACGGAGGAUUAUACGGAGGAUUGGUCUUCGUCGAAAUUAGACGACGCUAAAAGGUAUAUCCAACGAUCGAAAAGCGGUGGGUAUUCAUACGAUACUGACCGUCGUUCGUCUUCCUCGUGGUCGUCUCCUUCUGCCCAUCGUGCCGUGCAUGUCGAUCCUCCCCGCCGUUCGCCUGCAACAACCCGAACCAGGGACUCUCCACGGCCCAGCUUAUCCGGCAGAGAUCGCAGGGGAUCAGCCGAUGUACCGGACUCAUCUCUGAAACCCCACAUGUCGCCUCGAAUUCCUACCUUGCAAAGCACCACUUCUGCACCCUCGGGGUUUAAGCCACCCUUCUCCUUUCCAUCUCAUCGAUCUGCUCCAAAAUCCCAUCCUCCACUCCCCCGUCGAUCAGAGACCUUGCCAUACUCAGUCUUAUCUCGUCACCACACGGAAAUUCCAUCCUUCCUAUCCUCAAAGGUAAGGGAGCCCGUUGACUCCGGCUAUUCCAGUCCUGGGACACCAGAAAUGCGCACGGGAACAAGCCCACCAGUAUCAGGUAGAUAUACUGUCGUCGAGGACAGUGAAAAUUACAUGUCCCAUCGAUCUGUCCGCAUCGACCCCACUACUGGUUUUUAUAGCAACGUCAGACGGAACCAGAGCAUUUCUCCGACGCGUCGUCAAUCCUCGUCCAACCCACCACCUCCGCCACCCCUCUCCAGGUCCAGGACUUAUAACAACUACCCGCUAGAUCACAACAACAUGCCAACUUAUUACGAGUCGAGUGCCAUACCUUCAUUGCGAACCACCGCACCAACCCCUUCUGGAGCGGGCUUGUUUGGCGAAGUCCCACCAAACCAAUAUGAAACGCCUAAGAUAAUAAUUCCCGACAGUGACAUUCGUUAUUCUCCCCAUUUAUCCGAGAAAAACAUUCGGUACAGUUACGUUCCGAGCUCGAGGAAGGGGUCUCUCGAUCCUAAUGGAUAUCGAUAA
Molecule: messenger RNA, 2115 nt
Organism: Paracoccidioides brasiliensis Pb18
Exons: 1
Coding region: 1-2115 (704 amino acids)
Biological process (GO): spliceosomal complex disassembly
Cellular component (GO): spliceosomal complex
Source: RefSeq, a predicted model, not a curated record